GUGUGAGUGAGGUGAGAGUGAAGAUCAAGAAAAGAAAAAAAGAAAAAUGAUCAUAGAGACAGAGGAAGUAAGGAGCUGUGAAGCCUUGCCUCUCCUCUCUUUGAAUCAUGUCUCCAUAUUGGUUAGAUCAGUGUUGACUUCCGUAAGGUUCUAUGAGGAUGUCUUGGGCUUCUUUCUCGUUAAACGCCCUUCAUCUUUUAAUUUCCAUGGAGCAUGGUUGUACAACUAUGGCGUUGGGAUUCACUUACUUGAGAAUGAGGCCAUCGAUGAGUAUGACACUCUUGAUUCGUCGCGGCCCAUCAAUCCCAAGGAUAACCACAUAUCUUUUCAAUGCACCGAUGUGGGACUCGUCAAGAGGAGGCUGAAAGAAAUGGGAAUGAAGUACGCAACAGCUGUGGUGGAGGAAGGAGGGAUCAAGGUGGAUCAGGUGUUCUUCCAUGACCCAGAUGGGUACAUGAUAGAAAUAUGCAACUGUGAGAACCUCCCAAUCCUUCCUAUCUCUUCCUGCCCCUUCGAGCCCAAGGAUGGAAACUACGAGAACAUCGCAGCAAGUCAGUGCGGUUUCAUGGAGACUAUGAUGAUGGAGAGAUUGAGCAUGGAUAUGAUGAACUUUUCUUUCUAAACUGUGAGAGGGGGUGAAGUGAACUUUUCUACUUUCAAAUGUUAAUUUUGUUACAAAGCUCUUUCAUUUCCAGUUCUUGGUAUAUUCAGGGGAAGAAUUUAAAAUGGUAGAUGUGGCAAAUGUAAUAAGAUGUCAGAAUACAUGGAUUUCGGAUUUGUUUUGUACCUGUACACAAAAAUGUUGGCUUUGAUUUGUGCAAUUGAAAACUUCAACAAGUACUAA
This is a messenger RNA of Ilex paraguariensis (yerba mate), 844 nucleotides long. Lineage: Eukaryota; Viridiplantae; Streptophyta; Magnoliopsida; Aquifoliales; Aquifoliaceae. The record is from the annotation of a GenBank genome assembly.